AUGGCGAAGAAACAAAAAUCCCGUACCAUCGCUGUGCGUCUGCUCAGCAUGGCCAUGACUGGCUACUACCGAACCUUGAUCCGUCCACGAACUUCCCGACCUUUGAGUAUGUUGAAGUACGAUCCGGUGGUUAAGAGACAGGUAUUGUUCUUGGAGCAGAAGCGUGGUGGUCGGUAA
Exophiala mesophila is the source of this 177-nucleotide messenger RNA. Its product is annotated as ribosomal protein L33. The transcript is spliced from 2 exons. Gene Ontology annotation, molecular function: structural constituent of ribosome. The record is from RefSeq and is a predicted model, not a curated record. The coding region runs from base 1 to 177 and encodes 58 amino acids. Gene Ontology annotation, biological process: translation. Gene Ontology annotation, cellular component: mitochondrion; ribosome. Lineage: Eukaryota; Fungi; Ascomycota; Eurotiomycetes; Chaetothyriales; Herpotrichiellaceae.